AAAUAACCCACAACACCUCACCGCUCUGCCUCCUGUCCUCGAUCCACUCUCGACAACUGCAAAGACAGUUCUCACCCAGCUCAUCCCAUUCUCACCUCUCGUCGCCACCCGUUCUCGACAAAUCAGUCAUCAUGCGUGAGAUUGUCCACCUCCAGACCGGCCAAUGUGGUAACCAAAUCGGUGCCGCCUUCUGGCAGCAGAUUUCCGGCGAGCACGGUCUCGACGGCUCCGGUGUCUACAAUGGUACCUCUGAUCUCCAGCUCGAGCGCAUGAACGUCUACUUCAACGAGGCCACCGGCAAUAAGUUCGUUCCCCGUGCCGUCCUCGUCGAUUUGGAGCCCGGUACGAUGGACGCCGUCCGCGCUGGGCCUUUCGGCCAGCUUUUCCGUCCCGACAACUUCGUCUUCGGCCAGUCUGGUGCUGGUAACAACUGGGCAAAGGGUCACUACACUGAGGGUGCCGAGCUUGUCGACCAGGUACUCGAUGUUGUCCGCCGUGAGGCUGAGGGCUGCGACUGCCUUCAGGGUUUCCAGAUCACCCACUCCCUCGGUGGUGGAACUGGUGCCGGCAUGGGUACUCUCCUGAUCUCCAAGAUCCGCGAGGAGUUCCCCGACCGUAUGAUGGCCACGUUCUCCGUCGUGCCUUCCCCUAAGGUUUCCGACACCGUUGUUGAGCCCUACAACGCCACCCUCUCCAUCCAUCAGCUCGUUGAGAACUCUGAUGAGACCUUCUGCAUUGAUAACGAAGCUCUCUACGAUAUCUGCAUGAGGACCCUCAAGCUGAACAACCCCUCGUACGGCGACCUGAACCACCUCGUCUCCGCCGUCAUGUCGGGUGUCUCCACCUCUCUCCGUUUCCCUGGUCAGCUCAACUCUGAUCUGCGAAAGUUGGCGGUCAACAUGGUUCCUUUCCCCCGUCUCCACUUCUUCAUGGUCGGGUUCGCUCCUCUCACCAGCCGUGGCGCCUACUCUUUCCGCGCCGUCACCGUUCCCGAGCUCACCCAGCAGAUGUUCGACCCCAAGAACAUGAUGGCCGCAUCUGACUUCCGCAACGGUCGUUACCUGACCUGCUCUACCAUCUUCCGUGGUAAGGUCUCCAUGAAGGAGGUCGAGGACCAGAUGCGCAACGUCCAGAACAAGAACUCGUCGUACUUCGUCGAGUGGAUCCCCAACAACGUCCAGACCGCUCUCUGCUCCAUCCCCCCGCGCGGCCUCAAGAUGUCCUCGACCUUUGUCGGCAACUCGACCUCCAUCCAGGAGCUCUUCAAGCGUAUCGGUGACCAGUUCACUGCUAUGUUCAGGCGCAAGGCUUUCUUGCAUUGGUACACUGGCGAGGGUAUGGACGAGAUGGAGUUCACUGAGGCCGAGUCUAACAUGAAUGACUUGGUCUCCGAGUACCAGCAGUACCAGGAGGCCUCCAUCUCUGAGGGAGAGGAGGAGUAUGACGAGGAGGCCCCCGUUGAGGGCGAGGAGUAAGGUGGUCACCAAACAUGUGUCAAACUAACAGUGUGCUGAUUUUACUGAAGGUACGAGGGCUGAGUCUCUUGACUGAACCGAAACAGUUGGAGAGACAGGGAGCGACAUCUGUGUUGUUGUUCCAGUCAUGGCCAGCUGUGGAAAUGUCUGAGCGAACUUAGAGCGUAGAGCGAAAACCUCUUGUUAAUGCAAAUGAUUGCCUAAUCCAAUAAAUUUCUUCAAACAAGUCCAUUGUCGUGUCCUGGAGCGAAUCCAGUGAAAUAUGCAUAUAGAAA
Paraphaeosphaeria sporulosa is the source of this 1750-nucleotide messenger RNA. RefSeq names its product beta tubulin. The record is from RefSeq and is a predicted model, not a curated record. Gene Ontology annotation, cellular component: cytoplasm; microtubule. Lineage: Eukaryota; Fungi; Ascomycota; Dothideomycetes; Pleosporales; Didymosphaeriaceae. Gene Ontology annotation, biological process: mitotic cell cycle; microtubule cytoskeleton organization. Gene Ontology annotation, molecular function: GTPase activity; structural constituent of cytoskeleton; GTP binding. Bases 132 to 1475 code for a protein of 447 amino acids. The transcript has 7 exons.